Messenger RNA from Oncorhynchus nerka (sockeye salmon), 1860 nucleotides. RefSeq names its product D-aspartate oxidase (gene ddo). Gene Ontology annotation, molecular function: D-aspartate oxidase activity; FAD binding. The record is from RefSeq and is a predicted model, not a curated record. The transcript is spliced from 7 exons. Gene Ontology annotation, biological process: D-amino acid catabolic process; L-aspartate catabolic process. Bases 532 to 1710 code for a protein of 392 amino acids. NCBI's taxonomy places the organism in Eukaryota, Metazoa, Chordata, Actinopteri, Salmoniformes, Salmonidae. Gene Ontology annotation, cellular component: cytoplasm.
UCAGACACCUUGACUUUCCACAUUUUGUUAGGUUACAACCUUGUUCUAAAAUGGAUUAAAUUGAGGCCAAAGAGUUCAAUCUUGGUUUCAUCAAAUCAGAUAAUCUUGUUACUCAUGGUCAGAGUCUUUAGGUGCCUUUCUGGCUAAUUCCAAGCGGGCUGUCAUGUGCCUUUUCCUGAAGAGUGGCUUCUGUCUGGCCAGUCUACCAUAAAGGCCUGAUUGGUGGAGUGCUGCCUUCUCCCAUCUCCACAUAGGAACUCCAGAGCUCUGUCAGAGUGACCAUCGGGUUCUUGGUUACCUCCCUGACCAAGGCCCUUCUCCCCCAAUUGCUUAGUUUGGCUGUGCGGCCAGGUCUAGGAAGAGUCUUGGUGGUUCAAAACUUCUUCCAUUUAAGAAUGAUAGAGGCCACUGUGUUUUUGGGACCUUCAAUGCUGCAGAAAUGUUUUGGUACCCUUUCCCAGUUCUGUGCCUCGACACAAUCCCGUCUCGGAGCUCUACUGACUAUUCCUUUGACUUGUUUUUUUCUCUGACAUGCACCUUUUAUAUAGACAGGUGUGUGCCUUUCCAAAUCAUGUCCAAUCAAGUUCUAGAAACAUCUCUAGGAGGAUCAAUGGAAACAGGAUGCACCUGAGCUCAAUUUCAAGUCUCAUAGCAAAGGGUCUGAAUACUUAUGAGCAGAAUCAUCCUAUGAUGAAGAGUAUGACAGUCGUGGUGGUGGGUGGAGGUGUGGUUGGCUUCUCCACAGCUGUGUGCAUCGCUGAGGCCCUCCCCUACUGCUCUGUGACCCUCAUAGCUGACAGGUUUACCCCAGACACCACCAGCGAUGUGGCUGCUGGGAUCCUGAUUUGCUCACCGUUCCCAGAUAUCCCUCUGGAACAGCAACAGAGGUGGUUCAAGGAGACGAUUGAUCACCUGCUGGCUAUUGCCCAAUCAGAACAGGCAUCAGAGGCUGGGGUGUUGCUCAGCUCAGGAUGGCAAAUACACAAGGAGCUCCCUGUGGAUAAGGUGCCAUUCUGGUCUGCAUUUGUGCUGGGUUUCCGAAUCAUGACAGACCGUGAACUGAAACGGUUUCCUGAUCACAAGUUUGGCCAGGCGUUCACCACAGUGAAAUGUGAAUGUUCCAACUACCUGCCAUGGAUGGAGAAGAGGUUUAGAAAAGCAGGAGGCCAGGUUGUGAAGCAGAAAGUAAACGACCUCCAGGAGCUAAGCAGCCAGGGAUAUGACGUCAUCGUCAACUGCUCCGGUCUGGGCGCCAAGUCUCUAGUAGGGGACUCUCAGGUCUACCCUGUCAGGGGGCAGGUCCUCAAAGUCCAGGCCCCUUGGCUCCAACACUUCAUCCGGGAUGGGGAAGGGCAGUCAUAUAUCUACCCAGGGACGCACAGCGUGACAGUGGGCGGCACCAGGCAAGUGGACGACUGGCGCCUGGAGGUUGACCCAGAGGACAGCCAGGACAUCCUGGAGCGCUGUAGCAGCCUGGAGCCGUCCCUGAGCAGGGCCAGGGUCCUGGGGGAGUCUGUGGGGCUGAGACCCAGUAGGAAGAACGUCCGGGUGGAGAGAGAGAUGGUCCUCCUGGGGAGCCGACAGGUACCGGUGGUGCAUAACUAUGGCCAUGGGGGCUGGGGAGUCAGUCUGAGCUGGGGUACAGCCCUGGAAGCACUGGGGCUGGUCAGGAAGUGUCUCCAUGAGAAGCCCCCCAGGGCCAGGCUGUGAACACUACGCAGAUACUCUGCCAUAGAAAUCAUUUCUGAAUAACUUUGAUAUAAUUACUUGAUCUGCACUGUUUUUUCACACAAUUAGUGAUACCUGCUGCCAUUGCACAUUAAUGAAAUUAAAGAAAGCAAUGUGAUUUUGCUCACUUGA